GUUGACACGGUUGUUACCAGCCAGGACAUUGUCGUUGGCUUCUACAAGGCCGGAAUUGAUAUUGACAACAUCGUUUUCAUUCAGCGCAAAGCAAGCAACAACACAUGGAUUGUAAGUUUCAAUUCCAAAGUCGCCAAGGAUGCUGCCCUUAAUGAGCCGAGUGUCAAGAUUGCGGGCUGUGCUGUUUUCCUCGGGGACUGUGAGAAUAGAGUUUCUAUUGUCAAGUUGUAUGAGCUCCCUGUUGAGCUGCCGGAUUCCGUUGUUAUUGGCCGCCAGUCUCACUACGGGAAGGUUUACUCUUUCUGACGCGACCGGCUUGCGGAGGGUAUUUUCAAUGGUGUUCUACGGCUCGAAUGAGUAUCAAUAAGCCCAUCCCGUCCCAAGCUUUUAUUGCAGCUGAAUUUGUGAGAAUAUGGUAUCCUUCUCAGCCGAAGACCUGUAGAAAGUGUGGUGCAGAGGAGCAUUUAGUGGCCACCUGUUCUUCGCAGCAUUGCUUUAAUUGCGAGAAACCCGGUCAUCGAUCCGAAGAAUGUACGCUACUGUCUCUUUGCAGAGUUUGCCUCAUGGAAACACACUCAACUAUGCGCUGUCCUUCUAUUUAAUACAGCUCGAAUAUUUCUACGGUGGAAGUGACAGCUGUAAGCUACGCCAAAGCAGCAGAAAAAGGAAAAGAAGCUGAUGUAGCAAAACAAGCAGAGGAAGAGAAAAAGCGCGCGGAUGAAAAAGCACAUGCUGAGCGAGCAAGGCGCAAAAAGCACGCAAAGAAAGAAGAACGCGACCGCACGAAAGGAAUGCGAGGAGCUUGA
Porites evermanni is the source of this 806-nucleotide messenger RNA. The record is from the annotation of a GenBank genome assembly. NCBI's taxonomy places the organism in Eukaryota, Metazoa, Cnidaria, Anthozoa, Scleractinia, Poritidae.